GAGUGAUUCAGUCUACCAUAUUGCUGUUGCAGCAUUUAUUUAUUUAUUUUUAAAAAAAUCCUCCUUCAAUCAGGAAAAUGUCUGCUGUACUAGCGUCCUCAAUAUAGAUGCAAAGAUGAAGAAUGUAUAAAAGGAUUACAAGAGAAAGAAAGAGACAGAGUAUGCAGUUGGAAGCCACAAUAUGGCAGCAAAAUCUAAGAAAGGACUAAAAAGCUCCAUUGAUGAUGUCCUUGGUGACCUCCUUGGUGAUGAUGAUGACAUUCCGCUUAAAUCUAGCAAACCCGCUUCAUUUGGUAGCAGUAGAGGGAGAGCCAGAGGAAUCACCUCACAGACUAACAAAAAGAGUCUUCUGGAUGAUGACUUCUUCAGCAAAGUGGGUCUUGAGGAAGGCGCAGAUGCAGAGGAUCCUGAUAUCUCAGAUGUAGAUCCCGAUGCUCUUCUGGAGACCUUGAAGGAUAUGGAUGACAUGGAAGCUGAUCUGCUGGGCAUAAAGAAAACAAGCUCUGGUCCUGUUCAGAAACCUGUGAAGAAUGUGGCAAAAACUCAGCCUUUAAAUGACCCAGCAAGAUCUGCCAAGAAAACAACUGUCUCUGAGAAAGGGGAUUCUGUAAGUGGAAUAAAAAAGGCUCCAAGCUCUACUCCCACCACCUCCAGGCAGCUGAAACAGAAGUUCUCCUUGGAAGAUAUGGAUGACCCUUUGGCUGGUCUUUUGUCUGAUGAAGAAGAGAGCACAGUGAAGAAAGCACAUUCUUCUGUCACCAAAAAUACCCCAGAAACAAAUGCUGGAACCCCUAAAGAGAAAGCUCCUGGCUAUGCUGUUGUCCCUGAUCGAAAAAGGGAGGAGUUAACAUUUGACGAUGAUGGGGAUGAUCUCAUGGAUGCUCUGGGGUUUGGUGAGAACUUGAAGGCAGAAUUAAAAUCUGACAAAAAGGGUGAAGUAGGGGAGCCUCGUCCUGCCCGAUCCAUGCUUGAUGAAUUGCUGGGACGAGGAACGGCAAAGAAACUCCUGGAGCAAUCAAACAUGGGAGAACACAAGGAGUUCAAACUGGAUAAGAAAUAUCAAAAGCAGGCAGAUAAUGAGGACUCUCUGGGAGACGAUUUCACUUUUGGAGCCUACCAACCCACCAUGGCCUCAACUCCAGAGGGACGGCAGUCAAGACGACAGUCUGUCAGGUUUUCCUCGGAGAACCUCAGUGAACUGAAAACAGACCAGAGGUCGAAGCCAUCCACCCCAGCAUCUGGCAGCCCCAUACGCAGCAAGACUGGAGCUGAUUGGCUGGGGCUGAAAGAUGAAGAUUUUGACUUGCCGCCUCCAUCUCCAUUAAAAGAAUCCAGCAAGAGUGGCGUAAGAGGAGUUACACUGGAUAUGCCACCUGGCUCUUCUGAUGCUGAGCACCCUACACCUACCAGCCAGCUCCCUUCUAGAUCCAAGCCAGUGAUUGAAGCAGUAGCACCAAAGCCUGAACCAAGUGAGGAAGACAGUGACAGCUGGCUAAGUAAUGUCUUAUCUCAGAAGAAAUCUCGAGCACAGGAGAAAGGGAAGGAGAAGAGUCCUGGGGCCCCUGAUUCUCGGAUACAGGGAGAGGAGGUGGCUCCCAUCACUCUCACCACCCAACAUGAUACCUCUGCACAAAGACAUUUGCAAUCUGUUGUCCCAGGAGAUAGACCUGCCAGACUGGAAGAACCUGAGUCUUCCAUGCCUUGGUUAAAAUCUCAGGAACAAGACACUCCUGCUUUUCCAUUAGAUCCCAGGAAAGGGACUCCCUUUGGAGACACAAGUACAACAGCGCCUGCAGCAUUUUUGCAAGGACACCAAGAAGCUCUCAGGAUUCCUGUGUGCUCUCAGCUCCUGCACCCAGAACCCCACGCACUAAGCUCACCAAAUAUUGGUGAAUAUGAAAAAGGGCUGGCCAGAGUGCAAGCCCAGCUGCGUGGGAACCUGGCAAGCUACCAGGCCGAGCUAUUGAGUGCCCAGACUCGCCUUGCUGAGCUGGAAGUUCAGGCAAGGCGGCUGGAGCUGGAGAAGAAUCAGCAGAAACUGUUGUUAGAAAGUCUGCAACAGCGCCAUCAAGAGGACUUGGAGCUCAUUGAGAAUGCUCACAGGAACCGUGUGAAAGUGAUUGAAGACUCGUACCGCCAGCGUGAGGACCGUCUCCGGCAAGAGAACCAAGAGUUGGCAGAACAAUACUUGUCUCGUUGCCAGAGUGCAGAGCAGGCCAAAUCAGAGAUGCUAGCCCAGCACCAGCGCCGACUCACAGACCUGGAGCAGGAGAAGGCCAAGGAGACUGAGCGGCUGCAGGAACUUCAGCGGAUGUCCAUCCUGCAAAUGCGCAAAGACCAUGAAGAGCAGCUUCAACGGUUGAAACAACUAAAGACUCAGGAGAUCGACGCAGUGACCAGUGCCACCUCUUACACCAGGUCUUUGAAUGGCAUCAUAGACCAGAUGGAGAAGUUCUCCAGCAACCUGAAUGAUAUUGCCAACAAAGUGGAGGCCACUCACAACACCACACACCAAGGACUUGAGAUCGGGGCUCGCCAAAGGGAUGAACAGCUCAGGGUUCUGCAAGACCGUCUGACCCGGCAGCAGAGAGACAUGGAAGAUGAGCGAGGCCGGCUGCAGGAAGUCGUCUCUAAAAUGGAGGCCAGGCUAAAUGAGCAGACCCGCCUUCUGGAGCAGGAACGCUGGAGAGUGACAACAGAGCAAUCCAAAGUGGACUCUUUACAGCACUCACUAGAGGAACAGAGAAGGGUCAUGACCCAGCAGCUGACCAUGGAAAGGGAAGAGCUAGAGAGGGCAAAGAAUUCUCUGCUUGACGAACAGAAGUCAGUAAUGCAGAAGUGUGCCGAAGAGCGCCGUAAACUUGCUGCGGAAUGGUCAGAGCUCCAUACCCAACAGAGGCUGAGCAAAGAGCGCACAGAGCGGGAGGUUGACCGGGCCCUGCAGAUUGACUCGCAGAGAGAAGGGGCCAUCAUGAGCCUUGCAAAGGAACAAGCGGACCUGAAAAUCAAAGCUAAUGAAUUGAGAUCCAAAGAGGAGCAGUUGGCUAGAGAUCGAGAAAUCUUGGAGCAAGAGAAACAGGAGCUGAGACUGGAAAAGGAAAGAGUUAAUGCAGCAGCUUUGCACAUUAAGCAGAGGGCAGACGAAAUCAACAGCAUGAGCAAGUUAUCCUCCGAGAAGUAUGAAGAUGGGGAGAGAGCCCUCCAGGAAGCAAGGAAGGUGGAGUCCGAGCAUCAAGGAAGGCUGCGCGUUGUGCAGCAGCAGAUGGAACGGCUCAAGCAGCAGGAGGAACAUCUGCACCAGGAACGUCUCAGUUUGUCUCAUCAGAGGAGGCAACUUGAACAGCUGCGGGUGGGACUUCCAAGCAAUCUACUGCUAUUCCAGACCACGCCCCAAGUGCCACUGUCGUAUGCUCAAGCCAACGUAACCUCCAAUGCGCACUAUUUGCCUCUUCCUGUUCCUGAUCUAGCUAAAGUCAACCCUGGCAAUACUGCAGCUUCCCAGGUCCUCCCAAGGUCAGGACCAGCAGAUCUCUAUGCCAAACUUGUGCUGCAUAAGCUUACAGCAGAAAGAGAUCAUGAUUUCUUGGAAGAAGAGCAAUUCUUCUUAGAAACCUUGAAGAAAGCUUCGUACAAGACUUCAUUCCAGUCAGUAUGAGAGCAGAUGAGUCCUGGAAACAGCCCUGUCUGGAUAGGAGUUUUCUCCUAAUAAAGCUGAAUUUUAUCACUUUGAAUGGUUAAAAAUGCUUUUGUGGGGUAUUCAAUAUGUAAAUAACUGUCAACCUCUACUUUGGCAGGAAUUAUAAAAUGUAAAAUAAAUCUUUCUUUUAAAUUUUCUGUAAACCCUUGCUUUUG
Messenger RNA from Elgaria multicarinata webbii, 3852 nucleotides. RefSeq names its product Fas binding factor 1 (gene FBF1). Gene Ontology annotation, biological process: establishment of epithelial cell polarity; cilium assembly. Gene Ontology annotation, cellular component: ciliary basal body; centriole; ciliary transition fiber. The record is from RefSeq and is a predicted model, not a curated record. Lineage: Eukaryota; Metazoa; Chordata; Lepidosauria; Squamata; Anguidae. The coding region runs from base 182 to 3655 and encodes 1157 amino acids. The transcript has 30 exons.